Messenger RNA from Hypanus sabinus (Atlantic stingray), 919 nucleotides. RefSeq names its product equilibrative nucleobase transporter 1-like. The transcript has 5 exons. The record is from RefSeq and is a predicted model, not a curated record. NCBI's taxonomy places the organism in Eukaryota, Metazoa, Chordata, Chondrichthyes, Myliobatiformes, Dasyatidae. Bases 16 to 813 code for a protein of 265 amino acids.
UGACCUCCGGGACUCAUGCAGUCUCUCUCUUUCGAUCACCCCCGCGCAGGGGACGAGGAGGUGCCCUCCUUCCGGAGCUGCGUCCUCUCCAGCCUGUUCGUCACUCACUGCGUGUGGCUGUCCGUGAUGCAGCUGAGGCACUACCUGUUCAUCGGCACGCUCAACCCAAUGCUGACACUGCUGGCCGACGGCCACGCCAGCCUCGUCAGCCAGUUCACCAACGCGUUUGCUGUCACUCAGUUCUGUGGUGUCUUCUUUGCCCCCUGGAACGGGCUGAUCAUGGAUCGUAACAAGCGGGCGGCACAGCCUCAGAAUGAACCUUCGGUCAGCCCUGCAGCCCGACGGUUGACGGAAACGAAGGCCACUGUCCUCUCCCUCGCCAUCACCGUGUCGCAGUGCGUCUGCUUCUCCCUGUGCGCGGCCAUUCCUGUGCUGAACAUCCAGUACCUCACCUUCGUUCUACAAGUCGUGAACCGCUCCUUCCUCUAUGGGGGACACGCGGCAUUCAUCGCCACAGCUUUCCCACCCUGUCACUUUGGGAAGGUGUACGGCCUGGUGAUGGCCAUCUCCGCCGUGGUCUCCCUCCUGCAGUACCCCUGCUUUGCUCUGGUGAAGGGCCCCCUGAAUGACGACCCACUCUAUAUGAACAUUGGCUUUGUCAUCCUCUCGGCCCUCGCCUUCGUUCACCCCAUCAAUGUCUACCUCCACUGCAGGCGCCAGGCACAGCCCAGGCCACCUGCGGGUGCCCCUGCGGUCGACGUGCCGGCGGAAGACGGGAAGGCCGUCUCUCCGGCCAGGGAGUUGGACAUCUGACCUGUGAUGGUGGGGAGGGGCGGGCGGAGCCCGGCUGGAGGGUUCCCUCGGGCUUGGAGGCAGGGUUCAAGGGCUGUCUCCCGUCAGGAACAGCUUGGAGUUGGGG